Pieris napi is the source of this 2129-nucleotide messenger RNA. Its product is annotated as carcinine transporter-like. The coding region runs from base 91 to 1770 and encodes 559 amino acids. Gene Ontology annotation, cellular component: membrane. Gene Ontology annotation, biological process: transmembrane transport. Gene Ontology annotation, molecular function: transmembrane transporter activity. The record is from RefSeq and is a predicted model, not a curated record. The transcript has a single exon. Lineage: Eukaryota; Metazoa; Arthropoda; Insecta; Lepidoptera; Pieridae.
GGUAACGCGAUUCUUAAAACAAUUCCUUAUGGAUCUAUGUCGGUAUACAUUUAGCUACCGAACGCUUAAGAGAAAAAUAAAAAAAUAAAAAUGGAAGGAAAACCAGAAAGGGUCGUUGACUAUGAUGAGUUACUCUCAUCAGCUGGAAAAUUCGGGAAAUACCAGCUAUAUUUGUUCUUUAUUAUGGGACCGUUUUAUAUAUUCGAUGUGUUUGCAUACUUCUCACAGUUAUUCAUGACCGAAGUAUCACCUAACCACUGGUGUUGGAUACCAGAGCUUGAGAACUUGACAGCGCUAGAAAGAAGAACUCUUGCUAUACCCUCGGAUCCUAAUAGCCGCUUCGGCUACUCACAAUGUUCCACAUACAACGCCAAUUGGACAGAGGUCCUAAGAACUGGACAGUACCCUAAUACAUCGUGGGGGGUACAAGAAUGUCAAUAUGGAUGGGAGUUUAAUAAAACGGAAAUUCCAUAUCCAACAAUUUCCAGUGAAUUAGGCUGGGUGUGUGAUAAAAAUAGCUACCAGGCAACGGCCCAGUCUAUCUUCUUUUUGGGAUCAAUUGUUGGAGGAUUCAUUAUUGGAUGGAUUGCUGAUAAAUACGGAAGGUUACCAGCUGCUACCAUAAGUAAUCUUAUCGGCUGUGUUGCUGGGGUGAUCAGCAUCUUCGCUAACGAUAUAAUACAGUUUUCUAUCUGUAGAUUUAUAAUGGGUAUGUGCUACGACAAUUGUAUGAUGAUGACAUAUCUCUUAGUAUUAGAAUACGUAGCGCCUAAAUAUAGAACGGUCAUAACUAAUUUACCAUUUGCGAUAUUCUUUACAUUCGGAGCAAUGAUCCUACCCUGGAUAGCAUUAGCGUGUAAUGACUGGAAGAUCUUAAGUUUAGCAACAAGUGUGCCUAUGGCAUUGGCUUUGUUAGCGCCAUUCAUCAUCCCAGAGAGUCCUAGGUGGUUGCUGUCAAAGAAUAGAUUAGAUGAAGCCGUCCAGAAAGUUGUUAAUAUAGGCAAAGUAAACGGUGUACCAGUUCCAGUGAAAUUGGUAGAAGAAUUUAAAGAAUCAUUCAAAAAUCAAAGGAACGAAGAAAGCACGAGUUCAUUAGAGAUUUUCCGACGUCCAUUGACCAGAAAAGUGUUCAUUUGUGUGUGUUUAGAAUAUAUGUGUUGUGUUAUUGUCUUUGAUGCUUUAUUACGGAGUAUCGGUGCCUUAGGUUUUGACUUUUUCCUAUCAUUUACUUUAAUAUCAUUUACCGAAUUCCCUUCGCUGAUUUUAAUAACAUUAACUUUAGACAUAAUAGGUCGUAAAUGGAUGUCUAUUACAUCUUUAGCUAUAUGCGCUGUUUUUUGUAUAUUAACUGCGUUUGUUGCGGAGGGUCUACCUUCCGUUAUAUGUGCGAUUAUAGCACGAUUUGCUGUUAAUAUUUCAGUUAGUGUAGGAAUGCAGUGGUGUGCAGAGGUAGUACCAACUUCUGUGAGAGGCUCAGCUGCAUCAAUAGUUCAUAUAUGUGGUUAUGUAGCAACUGGCAUAUCCCCCUACAUAGUAUAUUUAGGUAAUUUUUUUAUAUGGUUACCGCUGCUAAUCGUUGGUCUGUUAAGCAUUAUUGGGGCUUUAUGCGCAUGCGUCAUACCUGAAACUGGAGGCAAGGAAAUGCCACAAACCUUUGCGGAUGCAGAGAACAUGAUUUUAAACCAGAAGCUCUUUGAUAUACCAUUCUUAGAAAAGAAGAAAGAGAAACACGUGGCAGGUGAACAUAAUAAUUCAUUUGAAUUAAAUUAAAUAUAUAAUUUAUGCCAUUUUAAAUUAUGUGUGUUUAUGAGUAGUUCAAAGUGUGUUUACAAAUUAAUUAUAGUCAUUUAAGAUUAUAUUUUAUAAUGAAGAACAAUUUAUGAAUAAGUAUUGCUUAUUUAUGUACAACUGGUGAUUUGAAAAUAUAAAUGAGUCAGUUAUUAGUUUGACCAGAGAUUUGUUUUAACAGUUUUUGUUAAACAAAUAAUAACUUAAUAAAAAAAUAUUCUCUUUUAUGAUAUUUAAAUUGCAAUUAUUAGUAUUCUUUUAACAGAAAAAUUGAAGGUUACAAUGUAGUAGCCGUGAUAUUGAAGAAAUUGUGAGAAAAUUAAAUAAACAUUUUCCUUGAA